AGCAUUAGCAGCAUUAGCCUCAGCACUAACUGGAAAUUAAUAUAUUCCUCAACAGAGCUGUGGUAAUUGAACAAGUGGUACUUGUAGAUUAUUUCGUCUCUUUGUUGUUGUAUGCCAUUGUUAUUUAAAAUACUCACAAUGUUCCCGUUUGUUAUGUAAUCCUCUUCAAUAUCAGAUUUUUACACCACAGUAAUUAGCCAAGGUUAGCUGCUAGCUGAUGCUAAUGUGCUUCCGCCGGCCGGCUCACGCCCAGCAACUGAAACCGGCAGCCCGGGUUGUUUUCAGCUGCGACUCGCUGUCAUUCAAGCGGUCGUCGAAAGUGAAUUAACAUUGACAAUAGUUGAAUAAAUCGGCGUGCACUGUCUAUUAAACGAAGGUUAACUGCUAGUGCUGCGAACGCGACUGGUACCCAAGUAUUACUCAUGCUAACAUAGCCGAUAGACAGCGCAGGAGGUAUUGAUGCGGGGUUUGGCUUGCACAUUGGUUUAUUUGUCGUUGGGCGCUCUGCAAGAAUGUUUAUCAUCGUUCUUGUCACAUGUCCUAACGCGUUUAUUUGUUUUUAAUGAUGUUUGGUCACCUAAUUUACUGCUGUAUGAAUUACCGUCGCUACCUGCAUACAAAAGCCGAGAGGGAGCAGAGGUCGGAGGCGAGUCGGGAAGCCGAUGUCCACUCGACAACUGAGGUGGCAAAAGAACUCAAACUGUGUACUUGGAUAGAACUACUGAUACUUUUAGUGGGGGGAAAACGCUUGAAGUUCUGAUUUAACUUCAGUACGUAGGUUAAAAAAAUAGAGACUAAGCAUAGCAUAGCUAGGAACUUAAAACAGAGUUUUCGGUCCUUAGACAAGCUUCACUUUCAGUGAUGCCACCAAAAACUGUCCACACACAAGUGAUGUGUAACAAUUUGGCUUUACACUGAUGAGUUGCAGCACAUUAUGUCCCAUAUGUUCAACUCCCCCAAAAUGCCUGGACAUCAAACCUUGGCAUAAUGUGCUGCUGGUGAGCAGCAGUAGACAUCCCGAUAAAUGGAUUGUUCCUGGAGGGGGCAUGGAACCUGAAGAGGAGCCCAGUGUCGCUGCCACUCGGGAGGUGUGCGAGGAGGCGGGCGUGAAGGGGACGUUGGGUCGCUUAGUUGGCGUGUUUGAGAACCAAGAGAGGAAACACAGAACUUUCGUCUACGUUCUGAUCGUGACGGAGGUUCUGGAGGACUGGGAGGACUCGGUCAACAUUGGGAGGAAAAGGGAAUGGUUUAAAAUAGACGAUGCCAUACAGUUGUUGCGGUGUCACAAGCCAGUGCAGGCCACCUACUUUGAGGCUUUCCAGGAGAGCUGCCUGACCAGCAACGGGACCCCCUUGGCGGCCACAAUAGGUGGGGAACUCUCCUCCACCUACAGCAUCAACCAGAGCUCCGUCUCGGAUAUCAGAUAACUAAAAACCCAAACUGAACACCACCCCAAACACCAACCACAGCGCCCCCGACACUCUCCACGUCAGGAGCUUUGGCCACCACUUGCGCUCUUACGUUUCUUUGUCUUCUUCUUCUUCUUCUUCUUCUUCCACUCUGUCUGCUUUGUCUUGCCAACUCCUCAGCGCCACCUUGGUGGCACAGACUGGAUGACGAGUGUUGGCGGAAACACUUUUGACCUUUUGUUUUUCUUUUUACUGAACCUCGUUGCAUGAAAACAAACAAAAAAAAAAGCUCCCCCUCCCCGCGAUGCACCCUUAGGUUUCAACUGAAUGAAAAAGAACUACUUUUUACUCUUGUCAUGUAAAAGUGUGUAUCUAUCUCGUACUUAAAACAGAAAAGACUUUUGGUGGUCCUUUUUAA
Molecule: messenger RNA, 1827 nt
Organism: Hippocampus comes (tiger tail seahorse)
Lineage: Eukaryota; Metazoa; Chordata; Actinopteri; Syngnathiformes; Syngnathidae
Gene: nudt3b
Product: nudix (nucleoside diphosphate linked moiety X)-type motif 3b
Exons: 5
Coding region: 918-1427 (169 amino acids)
Biological process (GO): diadenosine pentaphosphate catabolic process; diadenosine hexaphosphate catabolic process; adenosine 5'-(hexahydrogen pentaphosphate) catabolic process
Cellular component (GO): nucleus; cytoplasm
Molecular function (GO): diphosphoinositol-polyphosphate diphosphatase activity; endopolyphosphatase activity; bis(5'-adenosyl)-hexaphosphatase activity
Source: RefSeq, a predicted model, not a curated record